Messenger RNA from Olea europaea var. sylvestris, 1209 nucleotides. Its product is annotated as protein PARTING DANCERS. Bases 19 to 888 code for a protein of 289 amino acids. NCBI's taxonomy places the organism in Eukaryota, Viridiplantae, Streptophyta, Magnoliopsida, Lamiales, Oleaceae. Gene Ontology annotation, biological process: resolution of meiotic recombination intermediates. The transcript is spliced from 7 exons. The record is from RefSeq and is a predicted model, not a curated record.
GGCACACACGUAAAGGGCAUGAAGAUGAAUACAAAGCGAAAUUGCAGAGAACCAACGCCUUUUUCCAAUGCUUCAAAUUUAUCAAAUCCAGAUUGCCGUGGGGUUUGCCUGAUGAGCAUCACCUGGAAAGAUGAACAACAUCCAUCUUUCAUCAAUUUCAUCUCCUCCUUCCUCAAUGCAUAUUCUUUUCGUUUAAACUUUGUGCCAAUUGCUCCAGAUUUCAUCUUUAACUGUGGUGGUUUGUCAGUAGCUUUCUUAUUUGUGACUAAUUGGGAUUGCAACGACACUUCAUCCACCUUCAGCAGAGUUCAGAGACUAAAUGGGCAGUUUGCACACUUCUAUGUGGUUGUUACCCUCCCGUCUAAGGAGCAGAAUGAUUCUUUCAUACGCUCUUAUUUCAAAUAUGACAUGAAACUUGGCAAGCCAACGUUUGUGCCAGUACAGGACUUGGAGAUGGGCUUUGAGAAGAUUGUAAAUAUAGCACAAGCUCGAGGGAGUAAGUCUGCAAUUUCAAACUUCAUCAUACAGAAUCAUUUACUACGUUAUUUGAUUCACGAUUAUGUAUUGCAGUGCGUCGUGAGAAAUGGCUUAAUUUGUUAUGUAACUAUUGCAGUGUGUAAGCGGCAGGAUGCUAUAGCAAAAUUGAGAUCUGAGAGGGAAAAAUCAGUGCAAGGGAUGGACGUCUAUCUCAAAGUGGUCACGUCAAUUCCUGGGAUCGAUAGCCAUGACGCAAAUGCGCUGAAUCAAGCCAUUGGUUCAAUCGAAGCAAUAGCCAAAGCAUCGAAAGAGUACAUUUUGGAGAAUACUGACCUUUCAGCUGAGAAAGCUGAAAAAAUCACGAGGUUUUUCAGAGAUCCAAAGUAUUAUCUUGGUCCCAAAAUCAAAUAAUUUUUGGACUUAAAAUCUUCAAGGAAAUUGACCCUGGUAUAAAUUUGAUCUUGUCAAAAUGUAAAUUUGAGAUCUUGAAUCACUCAACUCACUAACAGCGUUUAAUGCCCCUUUGGUGUCAUUGACAUAACAGAUGUGUGAAUCCAGAUUUAAUACUCAGAAUGGAAAUUUUCGCUUGCCGAUAUCUGUAAUCUGCUUCCUGUAAUGGUAGAUUGGAGGACUCUUUAUCCUAGUGUAUUCUGGAAAUAAUAGAAAUUUUCGUACUCACGUCUUUAUGGUAGAAAAAAAAAUCCAACAGAGUCGGAGGAGCAAUUGUUAAGG